AUGAAUUGGUCCUCGCAGAGCUAUGGCCCGGACGGCCCGUGGCAGGCGGUGACGGUCGAGGUUGGCAGCAAUAAACAACCAGUCGCUCUCUAUCCCGGAGCCACGUACACAUCCACUAUCUUAACCGAUUCCAUCUGCGACAACAAGACCCUCUCCUCCACCUGUUAUGCCGCACAGGCUGGCACCUACAAUCAAUCCGAGUCAAGCUCAGCUUACCCGCUCAGCACAACUUCGUGGGAAACACUGUACUGGGCGGUGGAAGGCAAAGGCAUCGAAGGCGAUCUGGGGGAUCAGAUCUCCUUUGGCCCGACCGUUCCCAACGUCAGUAUCCAGGCGGUCUACCAGACCUAUCAGAUCUAUCCCAAUGAGAAGGCGUAUCCCGUGCAAGUGGGAUAUCUGGCCCUGGGUGCUCCGUGGACGACCGCGACCCUGGACAACGUCACCCUGAACAUAAUCACCGCGUGGCUCUAUGAAUCCGGAGGCGACAAUGCCAUUCCCUCCUACUCGUACGGCAUGCACAUCGGAUCUGUCAAUUCGCACAUUCCAGGCUCUCUGGUCUUGGGUGGGUAUGAUCAAAGUCGAGUUCUCGGGAACGCCAGUGCACAGUCGAUAAGUCUGGCCAGCAGCACAGGUGGAGCGCUGCAGAUCUCCCUGAAAGAUAUUGGCCUCGGCAUUUUCGGGGAUACUACUCCUGCAGGGUUCACCACCAAGACCGGCCUGUUCCUGCAGGACGACGGAGGAUCGACGUCCAGCAUAGUCACCAUCGACCCCACGAAGCCUUACAUGUAUCUCCCCGAGGCGACGUGCAAUGCGAUGACUGCUUCACUUCCGGUCUCCUUCAACCAGAGCUUGGGGCUCUAUUUCUGGGACACCGCCAGCAGUGACUACGCGAACCUCACCAACUCGGCGACCUACCUCGCCUUCGUCUUCAAGAUGAACGGCCUCGACACGCAGAACAUUACGGUCAAGGUCCCGCUCGCGCAGCUGGCACUGACCCUGCAAGAGCCCUUGGUCGAAAGCAACCGGACCUACUUCCCGUGCUUCUUCUCCACCGAGACCCCAGUGCUGGGCCGCGCCUUUCUACAGUCGGCCUUCGUGGGAGUCAACUACCACGAAGGCACCAAUACGGGUACCUGGUUUCUGGCCCAGGCGCCCGGCCCAUCGGUCGCCGAUGCAGCCGUCACCACCAUUAACGUAAGGGACACGUCAAUCGCCGGGACCAACGCCUCAUGGGAGGAGAGCUGGGCCGAGUAUUUCCACGUCGACGUUACCGGGUCUUCGAACGCCACCGCGACGAGCGGGGGCCUCUCUUCCAAAGCCAAAGUGGGAGUGGGGGUGGGGGUGGGGGUGGGCGGUGGCUGCGCAGUCGUCGUGGCCGCCGUGGCGCUGUGGCUAGUGCUGCGGCGACGCCAGCGCAGGAAGCAUGCUGGGCAGGACCGAAAGCCCCGGCCGGAGGGGUUCCUGGAAUUGCCGGCGCGAGUGACCGAGGGGCCGCCGCGCGAGCUGGAGACGAUGAAGCAGAUGAAAGCUCGAGAGUUGGCAGGGUCGGGUCCGCCAAUGUACGAGCUCGAGUAA
This is a messenger RNA of Aspergillus saccharolyticus JOP 1030-1, 1575 nucleotides long. RefSeq names its product aspartic-type endopeptidase. The transcript has a single exon. The record is from RefSeq and is a predicted model, not a curated record. Lineage: Eukaryota; Fungi; Ascomycota; Eurotiomycetes; Eurotiales; Aspergillaceae. The coding region runs from base 1 to 1575 and encodes 524 amino acids.